This is a messenger RNA of Andrographis paniculata, 1108 nucleotides long. RefSeq names its product cis-abienol synthase, chloroplastic-like. Gene Ontology annotation, biological process: diterpenoid biosynthetic process. The transcript has 3 exons. The coding region runs from base 326 to 937 and encodes 203 amino acids. Gene Ontology annotation, molecular function: magnesium ion binding; terpene synthase activity. Lineage: Eukaryota; Viridiplantae; Streptophyta; Magnoliopsida; Lamiales; Acanthaceae. The record is from RefSeq and is a predicted model, not a curated record.
ACUUACACGGUCUUUCAUCUAUAUUUGAAGCCGUCCGCCGUUGAUUGUACUUGUAUCCCUCCACAAAUAAUAUAAAAAAAAUAAUAAUAAUAAUGUCAUCGGCUGCCCGAGCCGUCGUUUUAAUCCUCCUCUGCACCAGGAAAAUUCAACGAGAGGCGGGAGAUUGGGAAGACGAACGAAAUCCAUUGUAAAGCUUCCAUCAGAGCCUGCCCGGAAGUUGGAUCAAGAUUACUACAAGGAGAAGAUUCGAAAGAGUUUGAGGAUCAGUGAUAAUAAUGCUGAGCUGGAAGUGUCGCCGUCAGCGUAUGAUACAGCAUGGGUGGCAAUGGUGCCGGAGCUGGGGGAAUAUUCCGGAAGGUCUAGGCCUCGUUUCCAGCAGUGCCUCCAAUGGGUAGUGGAAAACCAGAAUGGGGAUGGCUCCUGGGGACUCAAUCCGGGCCACCCCUCCCUCUUUAAGGACUCGCUUUCAUGCACUUUGGCAUGCAUCCUCGCCCUCCGUACAUGGAACCUCGGCCAUCGCCUUCUCCAAAGAGGUUUGGAUUAUAUUGGAUCGAAUGCUUGGGCUGCCUCUUCUGCUGAUCAGUUGUCUCCAAUUGGAUUUAAUAUCGUGUUUCCCGCCAUGGUUGAUCGUGCUCUCGAACUGGAUUUAACUCUUCCAUUAAGCCAGAGGCUGAUCGAUUCACUCAUUCACAGUCGAGAUUCUGAAAUUGGGCUUUGCGGAAGAAAUUAUUCUAACUUGGCGUAUGUUGCUGAAGGACUUGGCGACUAUUGUGAUUGGAAGCAGCUCUUAAACCAUAGAAGAAGUAAUGGUUCGUUGUUCGACUCUCCGGCCACCACUGCUGCUGCUCUGAUUCGAUACCCUGAUGAUCAUAAAAGCUUUCAAUACUUGGCUACAGUUGUGACUCUUUUGAUGGAUCGGGUGAGCUCAGCAAGAUAAUAUAUUCUGUCGAAUUUAGCUCUUGAUUACACGUUGUGUGUUUUGAUGAAUAUUCAUGCUCUUUCUUGUUAUGAAGUACCCUGUGUCUAUCCUAUGCACAUACGCACUCGUCUCCGUCUUGUUGACACCAUGGAAAGGUUGGGAGUCAAUUGCCAUUUUAGAGAUGAGCUU